This is a messenger RNA of Vespa crabro (European hornet), 1061 nucleotides long. Its product is annotated as troponin C, isoallergen Bla g 6.0201-like. Gene Ontology annotation, molecular function: enzyme regulator activity; calcium ion binding. Lineage: Eukaryota; Metazoa; Arthropoda; Insecta; Hymenoptera; Vespidae. Bases 155 to 616 code for a protein of 153 amino acids. The transcript has 5 exons. The record is from RefSeq and is a predicted model, not a curated record.
CAAUUAUGUGCCAGAAGAUUUUCGUUAUGACCACUUAAAACACAAGUCCACGGCUAGAAUUUGUUGCACACCCAGUUAAGCCGUAGACGUCGACGGAUCAACUGUCAAGCGGGUGGUCUUAACAUUUGAAUAUCUUAAUUAUUACAAUCUCAUAAUGGAGGACCUUCCAAAGGACCAAGUUGCACUUCUAAAGAAAGCAUUCGACGCCUUCGAUCAUGAAAAGAAGGGGUGCAUAGGCACCGACAUGGUUGGCACAAUUCUGACGAUGCUGGGCUACGAAUUGAGUGAAAAAACUCUCCAAGAAAUCAUUAAGGAGGUAGACGAGGAUGGCUCCGGCGAGCUGGAAUUCGAAGAAUUUUGCACCUUAGCUGCGAGAUUCUUAGUGGAAGAGGAUUCGGAGGCGAUGCAACAAGAGUUACGUGAGGCAUUCCGUUUAUACGACAAGGAGGGUAAUGGUUACAUUACUACCGCAGUGUUCCGUGACAUUCUUCAUGAACUGGACGACAAGUUGACGAACGAGGAAUUAGAUUUGAUGAUCGAGGAAAUUGAUGCUGAUGGUUCAGGAACUCUCGACUUUGACGAGUUUAUGGAAGUCAUGACUGGUGGCGACGACUAGGAAGUGGUCGUUUAGAUUCUUCGAAGGCUACGGUUAAGCACGUAAUUGGCAGCGAUCACGGGAAUGCUGACGUCUUCACCUUUUCUCAAACUUGGCAAUAGUUAACACGAUGAAGAACGCGCGGAAAGAAAAGCAAAGAGCAAAAUAAUGCUAUCGUACUCGUCCAAAAUUCCAAAAUGCUGCCGCAAUUUUCUCCUUCGUCUCAAAUCGUUCCUUCAAGAUUUUAUCAUGAAUGCGAAUUUACGAGCUACCUCGAAGACUGUUCUAUACGUAUAAUAAAUAAUCAAAUAGAAAAAGCGCAAAAUAUAAGUUUGAAUAAUUUAAAUAGAGAAACAAUUAGAAUCGCGUUAUCUUCAAUAUCUGCUGGUCACAUUCCUGUUCUCAUUUUACAUUCGACGUAUACAAGAACACAGAAAUGUUAAAUAAAAUGUCUUAUGGAUAUGAA